AUGGCCUCCGCGUGGUGCUGGAGCUGCCUCUCCCGACUUCGUCCAACACCAAGAGCCAUCCUUCCUUCUCCGUCGGCCGGAACCCGCAUUACGAGCGCCCCCUUCCACUCAACUGCGACUCAAUAUGCUCAGCCUGUCAAAAAGAAGGCUAACAGCCUGACGCAGGUGAAGUAUCGACAGGGUCAGACUUUGCGAAGGAAGAAGAAGAAGACUGUUGAGCGUUCUCGUCCCCCGGCUGUUGGGGAGCGCAAGGCGAUGCGGAAACGUAUUGUUCUCAGUAAUCCUAAUGCAUUGGAGGUUGAGGGGAUGCAGGAUCUUUCUGCUGAGACUAUGAUUGAUGCUCGUUUGAGGGGUUCUGUGCUGGGUUUGCCUGUGCCUAUGCUGGACCAGUUGAGAGCUGUGCAGGCUUUCCAGCCCAAGCAGGGUUGGUCUUUGUUUCGUCGUCCGGGUACUAUUUUGCGGAGAGAUGCGGUUGAGAUGGGUCGUCUCUUUGCUAAGAUUUCGGGUUCUGGUGAGGAGGCUGAGAAGGGUCAGGUUGUUAAGAGGGUUGUUACUGGGUUGAAGGGAUCUGGUAAGACUGUGCACUUGCUUCAGGCUAUGGCUAUGGGCUUUCUGAAGAAUUGGGUUGUUAUCACUGUUCCUGAUGCUCGGGAACUUGUUUCUGGUGAUACUGGCUACACUCCGAUUGAGGGUUCCAAGCCAACUCAGUACGUUCAGCCCAACGCUACCUCCGCCUUGCUGAACCGCACCGUCGAGGCCAAUCGCGAGGUUCUGGCCACUCUCCGUGUCUCCCAGGAGCAUUCCGCUCUGAAGGGUCUGAAGCCCAACUCGACCCUGGAGGACUUGGCUAAGCUUGGUUUCUCAGACGCCGCGCUGUCCUGGCCCGUCUUCCAAGCUCUGUGGACCGAACUCACAGCCACUGCUCCUGCUCCUGGCCUGGAGAAGAACUUCCAGACUCGUCCCCCGAUGGUCGUGACUGUUGAUGGUCUUGCGCACUGGAUGGGCGAAAGUGCCUACCGCGCUUCUGACUACACCCCCGUCCAUGCGCACGACCUUGUCUUCGUCAAGCACUUCCUCUCUCUCUUGGAGCCUGGUUCCUCUCUCAAGAACGGCGGGGUGGUUCUGUACGCUACCUCUACAUCCAACAGCCCCUCCAGCUACAGCUUUGAGGUCGCUUUGGACCAGAUCACUGCCCGUCAAGAGGGCGUUGAGGUCUCCUCCCCUGAAUACCCCCAGCCGGAGCCAUAUAGUAAGGCUGAUACCCGCGUUCUGGACGUAUUCAAGCCCCAGAAGCCUUCUGGCAAGGAGGGUGCUCUUGAGCUGCAGAAGCUGGGUGGUCUGACCCGCGAAGAGACUCGCGGUUUUCUCGAAUACUUCGCUCGCAGCGGCCUGCUGCGUGAGGACGUUAACGAGAAAUGGGUUAGUGACAAGUGGAGCUUGUCUGGCGGUGGAAUCAUUGGCGAGCUGGAGAAGGCGGGUCGUCAUCUCCGUGCUCCUGCUGAGCGUAUCCCUACCGCAGAGGCAUAG
Messenger RNA from Penicillium angulare, 1527 nucleotides. Its product is annotated as mitochondrial 37S ribosomal protein mS29. The record is from RefSeq and is a predicted model, not a curated record. The coding region runs from base 1 to 1527 and encodes 508 amino acids. Gene Ontology annotation, molecular function: structural constituent of ribosome. Gene Ontology annotation, cellular component: mitochondrial small ribosomal subunit. The transcript is spliced from 2 exons. Lineage: Eukaryota; Fungi; Ascomycota; Eurotiomycetes; Eurotiales; Aspergillaceae.